This is a messenger RNA of Cutaneotrichosporon cavernicola, 2196 nucleotides long. RefSeq lists its product as uncharacterized. Lineage: Eukaryota; Fungi; Basidiomycota; Tremellomycetes; Trichosporonales; Trichosporonaceae. Bases 1 to 2196 code for a protein of 731 amino acids. The transcript has a single exon. The record is from RefSeq and is a predicted model, not a curated record.
AUGAUCAUCCCGCCCGACCCAGAAAAGGACCCGCGCCUCUUCCGCGAGAGCACGACGUCCCUCGUCACUGUGCCCGAAGACCGGCUCGUCGACGUCGAUACGCUCGAGGUUAACGCUCCUGCGCACCCAGGAACCGCAUACGCCCUCAACCCUGGGGCACCCGUCGCGUACCCCUAUGGGCCGUUCGGAGACAACUUCUCCAUACCUUUCGACCCAGUUCCUCCGUACUCGGCACGCCGGGAACUAGACCCCGUCGAGCGCGCUGCGUAUGGGCAAACGGCACAGCUUGGGCGGACUACUAGCCGCGCGUCACGUGGGUCGACCUCAUCCUCGGCGACAGGAUCCUCCGCAGGAUCAUCUACAGGAUCGAGCACUACACCAACACUACGACGGUACGGGCUCCUUCGAAACGGUACGCGGUCGUCGUCAACGCCGGCGACAUCUGGCACUCGCCUCAAUGGAACAGGGACAAAGGCGUGGGAAGGCCUACACGUCGGUGGGGCAUCCCGACGACGAUGGCUUGGCAUCCCGAUUCCCCCGCGGCCCACCCUCCCCAUGUCACCAGAGGCCAAGACGGUGUGGCGCAAAUACAAACGAUGGUGGAUUGCGCUGCUUAUUCUCGUCGGUAUAGUUCUCGUGCUCGUUGUCGGUCUUACGGCCGGUCUUGUACUAUCAAACCAGAAGGGCGCGUCCAAGGGAGGGAAAGGCGACGCAUGGAGAAACAAUCGGAAGGGACAGAACACGACGUACCCAACGACACCGGAUAUGAACAUCUCCUACGACCCGCAGCGCGAUGGACCCUUCCCGGCCGAUGGCGUGGCAACGCAAUGCAACGACUUCCAGCAGCUCAACUCGUCGAGCGCGUUGACGCAACUGGCGAUCAACUCGCCGUUCUUUGACCACUACAUUUCGACGUUCUCGUUCCCACUCGACUCCACGCAUAAUGGCAUGGCAUCUCUCGACCACGACUUGUUUGUCCUUGCGAACGGACUGGCGGCGACGGGUACGGUUGAGAUUGUCGGCUCGAAUGCGCCUUCAGGCGUCGUCUACGGUGGUGAGGAGGGUAUGGUCAAGAUUGACGUGCUCGCGCGCUAUCAAUCUGGCGAGGAUCUCUCGAACGUGGCCCGCGUUUGCCACCUGGCGCGCGAGGACGGAUCACAGGGUGUGGGCAUCUUUACGCCGAUCGAGACGGAUGGCGGUGCGCCAGGUCCGUUCCUCCUCAACCCGAUGUACACUCCGGCGUUCCACGUAAUCAUCCGCAUGCCCCCCAGCUUGAUCGCCACGAAGAACGACACGGUGGGAUACAUUCCAGCGCUGAGCAUCGAGCUCGCUCAGAUGGGCAUGCGCAUUGGCAGCCUGCAGCAAGUUGUGUUGAUUGGCGACCUCCGAAUCCAGGGAGGGUGCAGAGGCGGUGGUAUCGUUGUCGACUAUGCGUCGUGCGGAACGUGUACGAUCAUAGGCGGCGAGAAUACUGUACAAGGCACGUUCAACGUAACCGAGAACCUCUCGAUCAACUCUACGAGUGGCACGAUCCUUGCCAACGUCAUCCUCUCUGAUCCCAACCAGCCAGGCGAUGGAAGUGCGACGAUCACAAGUACGAUCCCGAUGCCGCACAGUGACCGUCGGCGCUCGCUCACAGGGCUGAACAAGCGGGAUAAGAAGGGCAAGCCACCUCCUGGCGAGUCGUUCGACACACAGAGCCCGAGCGCCACUGCAGACCCACCCGACCAUCUUAUUAAUACGACGUUCCGCACGAACGAGGGGUUCAUCUUCAUUGCGUUCCUCCACCACUCACCUCGCACAGCGCUGCGCGCGUGGGUGAGCAGCGAGAGUGGCAUGGUCGACGUGUCGAUGCACCCGAACUAUGUCGGCCCGUUCGCCCUGGAGAACAUGUGGGGUUCGAUCCGCCUGCCGCCCGUGUCGACACCGUCGUCACCGGACCCGCUCAACCAAGGUCGCUCGCGCGUCGUGAUACAGGGCCCGGUCGACCUCAACUCUACGACGUUUGUCAGCGGCCUGAAUGCGACUGAGGAGAUCACGGCACCGAACUCUGUCACGGGAGCUGCGGCUUGGGCGUGGCUCAAUAAUGGCCUGCCAUCUGUUGCUGAUGUGCAGAAUGGUGUGGAGGGUCACGGCUCGGCGCUUGUCGCUGUAGCGACGCUGGGCGAUCUGCAGGUGACGUUUGACGGGACCUAA